AGGCGUUGCCCCAUUCGGUCUCCACUCAGUGACUCUAUAUGCAGCAGAUCUGUCACGCGUUCAUCAUACCUUGCUUCCUUCUCGCACGUAUUACUUCCUUGUUACGAUAAUAACAUCAAAAAUACUAAUAAAAUAUGGCUAACUACAUUCACGUACCCGAAGAGGCUCCAGCCGUGCCCAAAAUAGACGUGAUAGUUGAAGAGAGUGACUACAGAACCGGCGCCCUGAAAUUGGUCAAGGAGCUGAGACCGAACUGGAAACCCUCCGAGGUCAAAAUAAAGUUCUUUACUGAUGGCAUCACUAAUAAGCUUCUGGGCUGUUACGUGGGCGCCGCCAUGGAAGACGUGGUGCUGGUUCGUAUCUACGGUAACAAGACGGAGCUUUUGAUCGACCGCGAGAACGAGGUGAAGAGUUUCCGGGUGCUCCACGCCCAUCGCUGCGCCCCGCGUCUCUACUGCACCUUCAACAACGGCUUGUGCUACGAGUUCCUCGAAGGCGCCGCUCUGGAGCCCGAGCACAUCCGUAGCCAGCCUGUAUUCAGGCUGAUUGCCAGACAGCUCGCCAAAUAUCACGCUAUCCACGCCCACAACGGCUGGGUGCCCCAGUCGGACUUGUGGCUGAAGAUGGGCAAAUAUUUCUCUCUCAUCCCAAAGUACUUCACGGAUCCGGAGAAGAAUGCGAGGUUGAAGACGGAGGUGCCCAGUCCGCAUUGCCUCCGAGACGAGCUGGUGUGGCUGCAGCAGAGCUUGUCGGUGCUGGGCUCGCCCGUGGUCCUGUGCCACAACGACCUGCUGUGCAAGAACAUUAUCUACAACCAGCAGGCCGGGAACGUAAAGUUCAUCGACUACGAGUACGCCGGCUACAAUUACCAAGCCUACGACAUUGGGAAUCAUUUCAAUGAGUUUGCCGGCUUGAACGAAGUGGAUUAUAGCCACUACCCGGCGAGACCUUUCCAGCUGCAAUGGCUGCGCUCGUACCUGGAAGCCUACAAGGAGCACAAAGGUCUGAACGACCAGGUGACAGACAGAGAAGUGGAGACGCUUUACGUGCAAGUCAACCGCUUCGCCCUGGCAUCACAUUUCUUCUGGGCUCUUUGGGCUUUGAUUCAAGCCAAAUUCUCCACCAUUGACUUUGACUUCUUGGAAUAUGCAGUGCUGCGCUUCAACCAGUACUUCAAGAUGAAACCCGAGGUAGCCGUGUUGAGCCUACCCGAAUAAAAAAAAAACACGCCCCCACACACCCCGCCCCUCGCCCGAUCCCUCUUGUUCCUUCCGCGCUUCCUCCAGGCCUCCACGCCCUGCUCAGUGCCUCUCUUACAACGAGCCUAGAGCGCCCUCUAUGGGCGCACGCUGGUAAGACUUUUGCGUUCAGUGCCUGGUUGCGAGGGUGGCGCGUCAAUCUUAACGGGUUACGGGAGCUAGCUCGCGCGCGAUCGGAAAACCCGUUGGAAUGUGAAGCGGAUGUGCGUUGAAGUGCACACUAGAUAAGGAAGGGGGGCUAAAAAUGUAAAAUUACUACUAUGAAAAUGCUGCAGGAAAUACCUGCCGGCUUUUUUUUUUGUAUUGAAACCCUUAUUUUCGGGCCAGCAUCGUUUCUGACGUGCCCGGAAUUGCCAUCCAGUCAUCCUUCGCGUACGCUAAGGGUCAGAACGAGUCGGCCAGGUUUUGCAUUCCGUGUUCGUUGAAAUGGGAGCAAUCAGAUGAGACCAAAACUGCUUUAGUAGUAGCGAUCGAGAAAAACGCGACGUCAUCGGUGAGACAAAAUGGCUGCCAUUGACACACGGACCAACAGACAGAAAGCAUUUAAAGGAGAAGGUUGUUACUUUGCCACAAGCCGGCCGGCGCCAAUGGGAGGCUUCUUAAAACUAGAUUAGGGGAAGGAAAAAAAAAUAUCCACAUUUUUGUUUUAUUCUCCAAACUACUCGAGAAUCUAUAUUCUUUUCCAGAGCUGUGUUUCACAUGUUGCAGCAAUAAUUUCAGCUUUUUAAAAAAUGACUUAGGGCUUCCUGAGCUGCUAAAACACGGAAAGGCAAUGUAUGGAUUUUUAUCACGACGGGAUUUUUUUUUUUCUCUCCUACUUUCCCAUGUUCACUUUGCACUGUUCAUCUUCCACAGUUGAGAAGUGUUGGUUCGCCACUGUGCUCUUAUUUUCUACUCGUCCGGAUGGAGAAAUAAGGUCCAUCCUUUAUUUAUGCCAGUGGCAGAGCAGACAUCAUGUGAAAUCACAAAUCCAUGCACAUAAGUUUUUGAAAUGUGAAAAGAAUGCAUCUAAAGAGGAACAGUUACUGUCACAAUUUUGGAACUACGGUCAAACGCAUCAUCUCAAAGGCAGGUUUUAGUUGCAUGAAGUUAUUUUUUUCUCAUGUGUCCUGUGGCCAUUGUAGUAUAUUGUUUAUAAUGUACAGCAAACAAAAUGUAAUAUCUUGCUUAUUUGAAUCUUUCAUAUUAAAAAAAAGGUUAUUAAAAACGGAAUAGAAGUGAAACAAAAAGGUUGACUAAAUACUGUAAACAAACUUAGAAAAGAAAUAAAAGAGUAUUUACGCUCA
Syngnathus typhle (broad-nosed pipefish) is the source of this 2545-nucleotide messenger RNA. It is a transcript of the gene etnk1, whose product is annotated as ethanolamine kinase 1. The transcript has 8 exons. The record is from RefSeq and is a predicted model, not a curated record. NCBI's taxonomy places the organism in Eukaryota, Metazoa, Chordata, Actinopteri, Syngnathiformes, Syngnathidae. Gene Ontology annotation, molecular function: ethanolamine kinase activity. Bases 135 to 1217 code for a protein of 360 amino acids. Gene Ontology annotation, biological process: phosphatidylethanolamine biosynthetic process. Gene Ontology annotation, cellular component: cytoplasm.